Molecule: messenger RNA, 441 nt
Organism: Anoplophora glabripennis (Asian longhorned beetle)
Lineage: Eukaryota; Metazoa; Arthropoda; Insecta; Coleoptera; Cerambycidae
Gene: Cox17
Product: cytochrome c oxidase copper chaperone
Exons: 3
Coding region: 45-254 (69 amino acids)
Biological process (GO): mitochondrial respiratory chain complex IV assembly
Cellular component (GO): mitochondrial intermembrane space
Molecular function (GO): copper ion binding; copper chaperone activity
Source: RefSeq, a predicted model, not a curated record
UGGAUUUCUCAAUUUUACUUCUUCUAUGCUUAUAGUAGGUUAGAAUGGGUAACGUUAGCGAAAAGGUAGAAGCUGCCGCUUCUACAUCUCAAGUACAAAAUACAGAGGCGCCUAAAAAAUUAAAGCCUUGCUGUGCUUGUCCUGAAACCAAAAAAGCAAGAGAUGCAUGCAUUAUUGAAAAUGGGGAAGAAAAUUGUCAACAUUUAAUUGAAGCACACAAAGAAUGUAUGAGAAAUGCAGGGUUUAAUAUUUAAAUAUGUGUAUUACAUUUUCGGAUUGUAUAUAGUCAUGUUUUUUCUCUUCUGUAAUUUAUUGAAAAUGUAGAUUAAUAUCAUGUCAAGUGUAACUUGCAACUUGCAAGUCAUCUUUUAUGUAGAUGUGUGGUAGAUAAUGGUAUUGUUACUAUUGUUGGUAGACAUGAAAUAAAAACCUAACCUGUCA